AUGGCAAAGACCGAGGAGACCACAACGAUUACGACCGUGACAGAGACGACUUCGGUGCCUUCUACUGAAGAGACGGUAGAGGAAACGACGACGUUCACGACGGAGACGUUGGAAGUGGUGCCGGCACGUUCCAUUGAUAAAUUGGAGGAUAUUACAAUAGAGACGACUGAGACAACAGAGACGUCUGAGAUGUUGUCGGAGGAACCAUCUACUCAGGAUAUGGCGAAGACCGAAGAGACCACAACGAUUACGACCGUGACGGAAAUGACGUCGGUGCCUUCUACUGAAGAGACGGUAAAGGAAACGACGACGUUCACGACGGAGACGUUGGAAGUGGUGCCGGCACGUUCCAUUGAUAAAUUGGAGGAUAUUACAAUGGAGACGACUGAGACAACGGAGACGUCUGAGAUGUUGUCGGGGGAACCAUCCACUCAGGAAAUGGCAAAGACCGAGGAGACCGCGACGGAGACGUCGGAGGUGGAGUAUGAGGAAUCAUCUACUCAGGAUAUGGCGAAGACCGAAGAGACCACGACGAUUACGACCGUGACGGAAAUGACGUCGGUGCCUUCUACUGAAGAGACGGUAAAGGAAACGACGACGUUCACGACGGAGACGUUGGAAGUGGUGCCGGCACGUUCCAUUGAUACAUUGGAGGAUAUUACAAUAGAGACGACUGAGACAACGGAGACGUCUGAGAUGUUGUCGGAGGAACCAUCUACUCAGGAUAUGGCGAAGACCGAAGAGACCACAACGAUUACGACCGUGACAGAGACGACUUCGGUGCCUUCUACUGAAGAGACGGUAGAGGAAACGACGACGUUCACGACGGAGACGUUGGAAGUGGAUAUGGCAAAUACCGAGGAGACCGCGACGGAGACGUCGGAGGUGGAGUAUGAGGAGCCAUUUACUCAGGAUAUGGCGAAGACCGAAGAGACCACGACGAUUACGACCGUGACGGAAAUGACGUCGGUGCCUUCUACUGAAGAGACGGUAAAGGAAACGACGACGUUCACGACGGAGACGUUGGAAGUGGUGCCGGCACGUUCCAUUGAUACAUUGGAGGAUAUUACAAUGGAGACGACUGAGACAACGGAGACGUCUGAGAUGUUGUCGGAGGAACCAUCUACUCAGGAUAUGGCGAAGACCGAAGAGACCACAACGAUUACGACCGUGACGGAGAUGACUUCGGUGCCUUCUACUGAAGAGACGGUAGAGGAAACGACGACGUUCACGACGGAGACGUUGGAAGUGGUGCCGGCACGUUCCAUUGAUACAUUGGAGGAUAUUACAAUGGAGACGACUGAGACAACAGAGACGUCUGAGAUGUUGUCGGAGGAACCAUCUACUCAGGAAAUGGCAAAAACCGAAGAGACCACAACGAUAACGACCGUGACGGAAAUGACGUCGGUGCCUUCUACUGAAGAGACGGUAAAGGAAACGACGACGUUCACGACGGAGACGUUGGAAGUGGAUAUGGCAAAUACCGAGGAGACCGCGACGGAGACGUCGGAGGUGGAGUAUGAGGAGCCAUCUACUCAGGAUAUGGCGAAGACCGAAGAGACCACGACGAUUACGACCGUGACGGAAAUGACGUCGGUGCCUUCUACUGAAGAGACGGUAAAGGAACCCACGACGACGUUCACGACGGAGACGUUGGAAGUGGUGCCGGCACGUUCCAUUGAUACAUUGGAGGAUAUUACAAUGGAGACGACUGAGACAACGGAGACGUCUGAGAUGUUGUCGGGGGAACCAUCUACUCAGGAAAUGGCAAAUACCGAGGAGACCGCGACGGAGACGUCGGAGGUGGAGUAUGAGGAGCCAUCUACUCAGGAUAUGGCGAAGACCGAAGAGACCACAACGAUUACGACCGUGACAGAGACGACUUCGGUGCCUUCUACUGAAGAGACGGUAGAGGAAACGACGACGUUCACGACGGAGACGUUGGAAGUGGUGCCGGCACGUUCCAUUGAUACAUUGGAGGAUAUUACAAUAGAGACGACUGAGACAACGGAGACGUCUGAGAUGUUGUCGGAGGAACCAUCCACUCAGGAAAUGGCAAAAACCGGGCCGGGGGGGGGGGCGGGAAACCGAAGAGACCACGACGAUUACGACCGUGACGGAAAUGACGUCGGUGCCUUCUACUGA
Peronospora farinosa is the source of this 2145-nucleotide messenger RNA. The record is from the annotation of a GenBank genome assembly. NCBI's taxonomy places the organism in Eukaryota, Oomycota, Peronosporomycetes, Peronosporales, Peronosporaceae.